AAUGUGCAGCUCCAAGAAGUGUAUGUCUUGCCAACCGCUGCUGUAAAACUUUUUCUCAGAUACAAUUAAUUGUCAGUAUGAGGUCUACAAGAACAAGAAAAGUAGCAAAUGAGCCACUGAAUUUGUCGGCAUUGGUAGAGGCUGAUCCACCAGAUUUUGAUAUAAAAAUAGUUGAUAAAGAGACUGGAUAUGGCGUGUUUUCUAGAAAACAUUUUGAGAAGGGAGAGCCUUUGUUCCUGUACAGAGGAACAAAAUCAGUUGGAAGUCUGGAUGUUAUGGAUGACAGUUAUGUGUUUGAAUUCAGUCACAAAGGCACAAUAUAUUGUAUUGAUGCCUCAAAAAAUGAUAAAAGUUUGGGAAGAAUGGUGAAUGAUGAAAACCGGACACCAAACUGUUUACCAAAGGUGGUUGAGGUUAUGGGACAACCAUAUGUUGUCUUCUUUGCUCUAAGGACUAUACAUCCUGGAGAUGAACUUAGAUAUAAUUAUGGAUCAGGGAAUUAUCCAUGGAGAAAAAAGGUUGUUAUAUUUUUUAUUAACUGAAAAAAAGAUUGUCUUUAUAAAUAAGGCUGUUUAAUUAAUGAAAUAUAAGAAGUCCAAUUGACUUUCUAUCUUUACUAAGGAAGGCACAGAAAGUUUUAAAGCCAUCUUUAUCAGUGAACCAAUUUUUGACUCAACUCAAUGUUGGUAUGUAAAUUUUGCUUUGUAAAAAAUUAAACACUUAAGUAAUAUUAGAAAAUAGCUUGUUAAUAAGAUUUUUCUUUAAAUAAGUGUAUCUUUUACUUACUAUACUAUAAUUAGACGUCAGGAGUUGUUUUAUAAGAAAAUCUAUAUAUUUCAGAAAGUUCACAGUAAUAAAUGAAUUAUUCAUAUUAUAUGUAAUAUGAUCAUCUAUAUAUAUUUCACGCGGGUUUUAAUAAAGAACAAGUGCAUAUUUUGACAUGACAAAUCUAGUAACCUUUUUAUUACAUAUGCACCCCAAACUAACAAAUGUUAAUGAAAAUAAGUUUAUAAUGUCCAAUUUUAUUUUAAAAAAUAGUAUCUUAAAAUUUUAUUUUUGUAUAUAUUUUCAAUUCAUAAUUUUGAAACCUCUCUGCCAAUGUCACAAACCACUUGCCCCCUCACAGCUAUAGGUUUGAAUCUCGAUCGGGACUUUGGGUUCUUUCAUGUGAGGAAGGUAUCAAUAUGGCUUACGAAACGUCAGUGGUUCUACUCAGAUGCCCUUUUGUACCUGAAAUAAUGCACUGAAGGGCACCUUGAGGUCUUCCUCCACCAGUAAAGCUGGAACGUCCCUGUAUGACCUAUACUGUGUCUAUGUGAUGUAAAACCCAAUCAAAAAAAAAAGAAGAAAAAAAAAUCAACAAAUACAAUAUUGCCUGAUGUCGUAAUAUAACAGUGAUGUAGAUUGUGUACAUUUAUGCAAAAUGUAAAUGUAAAUGAAUGCUUUGAAAAUCAGAUUGUUGUUUCUACUGAAAAUUUUACAGCUGUCAAGCUUUGAAAUAUUAACAAAUCAAGAUUUUAACAAGGAGUCAACUUGAUAUUUUUUCUGUUCACCAAACAUAUUAAUAAUGCAUAUUGCCUUUUGCAAAAAGUAAUUUUAAGAGAGUAAUUUAAGUAUUUUUGAAAGAUUUUACUUAGUUUACUGAUUGAUUUUUGCUGACCUUUUGACACUGCAAUAUUGCUUUACAAUUUUUCUUGAAAAGUAGUCUGUCAACUCAUAAAUAUGAAAAGUUCAACACGUCAAUAUAGAAAAAUAUUGACGUCUUCACUUGCAAUGUAAGUGAAUGGGGAAAAUUAUUGCAUAUGUAAUAAGUAAUAUUAUAUGUUACAAGUAAAUAUUUGUUGCAUAAGAUUUAUAAUUAUCCAUUCCUAAUAAUGUUUUGACAAACAGGUUUUCAGGAAAUUGUUUGUAAAAGGGAAGUUUGUUAUUUAGUUUUCUAUUCAAUUUUACUUAGAAACGAAGACUAGCAGAAUGUAAAGGUAUAUUUUGCCCAGUUAUAAUUUCUUGUUCUUGUUCAGUUUAAAGCUUUCAUGUUUUCAGUUUGUUAUGAAUUUUAAGCUCCCCUGAUCACAGACUAUGUACAGGGAGUUUUUUUUUUGAAUGUGGAUAUUAGUGAAAGUGUUAAAAUAAUUAUCAAACAAACUUAAUUAUUUUCCAUGAAAACAUGGUGAAUGCAUUAUUUACCACAAGGUCAAUUUGAUAAACAAGAAAUGUCUGUAAAUUUCUGUGGCUUUGUAUUUUUUACUAUCAAAAUAGAAAAAUUGAUAUCUUGCAAGAUCUAAGGUCCAAUGAUAUUUCAAAAUUUUCUAUGUUAUUUUAUAAGCUGUAAGAAGAAAGCAUUUUAUAUUUCUCACUGACCAGAUAUGGAAUUUAAUAUAGGGCUUAAGAGCUUAGAUGUUUGGCAUGAGACAUUGUCUAUGGACCUUUACAAAUAUUAUUUAUGGUAGAUUGUGGGAGUAGCUAAUAUUAAGAUGAAACUUGAGAUUGUUAGUUAGAUAUAUGGGAACAAGAAAAUGGUUACUUGCUUACAAUAGAAUUUUCAGCUUAUACUCAAUAACUUCAAGACACUAUGAGCUUAUGAUACCUUUCCCGGCAUGUGUGUAGCUUAUAUGAAAAUACAGUCUUGCAUUACUAUUUAGGUAUCUAAUAUAUAUUUUAUGUUGACAUAUUGAAACCAGCUUUCUGUGUUGGUAUAAAUUUAACUUGUAUUAUGCCCUGCUUUGGUAUUCUACAGAGGUUUUUAGAAUCUAGGUCAUUGUUUUGGGAUAAAAUUGUUUUUCUGAAUAACAACACAUAUACUAAAUCUACAUACUUUGGAAAGAGCUGUACAUCUUAAAUUUUGCAUGUAUUCAUUGUGUUGCAUUCAAAUGCUUUGUAUCCAUGUAUCUCAUCUAUUUGUAAAUGUGUCAUUCCUAAUUCCUGUCACAUCAAGACUUUGUCGUUAAAAACCUGGUUUUCGUUGCAUUGCAGCAUUUCUACUUGUUUAACUUAAGUGAUAUCUGCAUUAAACUUUGCUGAUUAUUGCAUAAAAUAUAAUGGAAAGAGAAAUAAGAACAAGAAGGUGUUUGCAAUCUUCAAUUUGUGUCGCACAUAGCUCAAAAAGUAUUUGAGCUAAAGUCAUGAAGCUUUACAGGAAUGUUUGUCAGUGUGUGUAGUUGUGCACCUUAGGUUUGGCUAGUGAAUUCAUGAAGUAUUCUGUAAGUACAAUCUUAUUAAUAAUUCAGAGUGUUUGAACAUUAAGUUCUGAAGCCCAAAUACAAAUUGACCUUGACCCUCUUUAUUUAACAGAGUAUGGUGACCAAAUGACAUUUACAGAGGACAGUGACCAAAGUAAAGAGGCAGAACUAGGGGCCAGCUAGU
Molecule: messenger RNA, 3360 nt
Organism: Ruditapes philippinarum (Manila clam)
Lineage: Eukaryota; Metazoa; Mollusca; Bivalvia; Venerida; Veneridae
Product: N-lysine methyltransferase KMT5A-like
Exons: 4
Coding region: 78-542 (154 amino acids)
Molecular function (GO): protein binding
Source: RefSeq, a predicted model, not a curated record